Molecule: messenger RNA, 219 nt
Organism: Perkinsus marinus ATCC 50983
Lineage: Eukaryota; Perkinsozoa; Perkinsida; Perkinsidae
Exons: 2
Coding region: 1-219 (72 amino acids)
Source: RefSeq, a predicted model, not a curated record
AUGUUCAAUGAUCCUCCACUUGAGCCGAUCCCCCGCGGGAUCCCCGAUUUCAUGUGUAAUCUUGAUACAGUGGCGUUCGAGAGUAGAACUGUUAUCAACGAACUAGCAGGAGAUAAAGAGACGUGGGAAGUAGCCGGAAUAUUGCAACGUCAACGCGUCGUCGGUUUGGGCAUUCAAUGCAAUGCCGGUGAACAGGGCAUCCACGCUGUAGACACCUAG